ACUUCCUCAGAAAAAAAAAUAUUGUUAGUUUAACCGGAAACAGUUUUUCUAACCGGAAGCUGAGAUGUCAGCUUUGUUUUGGUUCCCGUCUAUCACGUGAUCCGCCAUCGUCACGCGGAGAGCAGCAACAUGGCGACAGACUCCGCGCUGAAGGUGAUUUUUGAACACGAGGGUGUUUUCAUCCAUCCGAACACAGAGGAAGAAGGAACCGAACCGGAUCUUCUGGUUUCAGGAUCUCUUCGAAUUCUCGAAAAGGAUGCUGAGGUUCUGGUGGACUUCCGUCCCCUGGAGGACCCAGUAGACCCAUCCAACAUGCUUUGUGCUGGACAGGAUUCUAGCUCAGUUGUGGAGUGGGCCCAGUGCCCCAAGGAGAAGCACCAGUCCCACCAGCUGCUGGAGACACAGCAGAGCUAUGAGACAGAGUGGGACAUGCUAAACGCCGUUUCCUUCCGGAAGAGGUCGAGUGCCAGAGGAGAAGGCUUGCUGAACCACAGCCUGGAGAGGAGUCGCUGGGCGUUCUCUGUCAGCGUUAGUGACCUCAGGUCCAUCACGGUGAAGGAUGAAGGUUGGACCUUCGUCAUCCUGCAGCAGAAGGAGCCCUCCACCUCCUUACCUGCCCUUCAUUUCCACCAGGGCGGCAGCAGAGAGUUCCUGGAUAACCUGAGGAGGUUUGCUCUUCUCACAGAGUCUCCUGAGGAUGAGACAUGCCUGGAGGUCAGCACCCCAAACAGAGCACUGUCCCAGUCCUUCGAGAACCUGCUGGAUGACAACAGCUUUGGACUCAUUCACAAGUUUCGCCGCGACCCCUAUGUGGCAACGUUUGGCGGUUUAUCCAAAGUCACCAACUACAUUUAUGAUGCUCUGCGGGGAGCCGAGGAACAGCAGCAGCAGCGUCCCCCGGAGGAAGUGGCUGACUUGUUGGGUGAAGUGAUCCCAGGUUUGGAGAUCAACCAGCAGGAGGAACCGGGCUUUGAGGUCAUCACCAGGAUUGACCUGGGAAUGAGGCCACAGGUGACCCGCUGUGAGCCGCUAUCUGCAGACAGAUGGAGUAAACAUCUGGACAUGGAGGGCAGGGUGCAGGACGUUGACCAGCUCAAACACGAAGUCUUCAAGGGGGGCCUCUGUCACGCCGUACGGAAGGAGCUGUGGAAGUUCCUCUUGGGAUAUUUUCCUUGGAGCAGCACGUCAGAGGAGAGGAGGUGUCUGCAGCGUGUCAAAAUUGAUGAAUACUUCAGGAUGAAGCUGCAGUGGAAAUCAGUCAGUGAAGAGCAAGAGAGAAGAAACUCCAGACUUAGAGACUUCAGAAGUCUGAUCGAGAAAGACGUGGACCGGACGGACCGAACGAACUGGUUCUAUGAGGGUCUGAACAACCCGGGCCUGACUCUGCUGCAUGACAUCUUGAUGACCUACUGCAUGUAUGACUUCGACCUGGGCUACGUUCAGGGGAUGAGUGACCUGCUGUCCCCCAUCCUCUACGUCAUGGAGAACGAGGUUGAUGCUUUCUGGUGUUUUGUCUCCUUCAUGGACCAGAUGCACCAGAACUUUGAGGAGCAGAUGCAGGGAAUGAAGACACAGCUGAUUCAGCUCAGCACGCUGCUCAGACUGCUGGACCUGACCUUCUGGAACUACCUGGAGUCUCAGGAGUCUGGUUACCUGUACUUCUGCUUUCGGUGGCUCCUGAUCCGGUUCAAGAGGGAGCUCAGCUUCCAGGACGUCUUAAGGCUCUGGGAGGUCAUGUGGACCGGGCUCCCAUGUCAGAACUUCCACCUGUUGAUUUGCUGCUCGAUUCUUGACUCUGAGAAGCAGAAGAUCAUGGAGGAGAACUUUGGUUUCAAUGAGAUCUUGAAGCACAUCAAUGAGCUCUCCAUGAAAUUGAACAUCGAAGAGAUUCUGCAGAAAGCUGAAGGCCUCUUCCAUCAGAUCAGGAGCUGUAAGGACCUGCCUCACUCCAUCAGCUCCAUCCUGGGCUUGGACACAGGGCACCAGCGUUCUGACCCAACAAAUGCUGGCGCUGUAGCGGCUUCACAGCGUGCUCACCUGCAGAACAUCUGCUCCAACGGACUCGGUAGAGAAAACGGAUCGCAGAACAGCGGCAGACCUGCCUUUAAGUCGUAGUGACGUGGAGAGACUGACCUCAGGUCCGCAAUGGGCGCUACAGCUCUAUGGCAGCUGAGGAGGUGUAAAAAAAAAAAAGAAAGUUUAUUCAGAGUCUUAUUUUUCUAAAUUCUUGUGUUUCCUCCUGACGUUUUCUAAAACGAUCAACCACAGAGCACACAGGAAGCCCCUGGACCGCUCAUCCAUAUUUCUAUCAGCUGAUUGUUUUUCUGCCAAAGUGGCUCCUCUCCUCUCUCUUUGUACAGAUUCAACUACUUCCAUUAAAAAUCUGCCACCAAG
This is a messenger RNA of Nothobranchius furzeri (turquoise killifish), 2394 nucleotides long. RefSeq names its product TBC1 domain family, member 15 (gene tbc1d15). Lineage: Eukaryota; Metazoa; Chordata; Actinopteri; Cyprinodontiformes; Nothobranchiidae. The record is from RefSeq and is a predicted model, not a curated record. Gene Ontology annotation, molecular function: GTPase activator activity. Gene Ontology annotation, biological process: activation of GTPase activity.